Helianthus annuus (common sunflower) is the source of this 3377-nucleotide messenger RNA. RefSeq names its product BTB/POZ domain-containing protein NPY2. Gene Ontology annotation, molecular function: protein binding. The transcript is spliced from 4 exons. Lineage: Eukaryota; Viridiplantae; Streptophyta; Magnoliopsida; Asterales; Asteraceae. The record is from RefSeq and is a predicted model, not a curated record. The coding region runs from base 1357 to 3210 and encodes 617 amino acids.
GAACGGUUCUCCUUUUUCUUUCCACAAGAAAAAGGUUCGGUUAGCAUGCUUAGAGUGGAUCUUUACAAAAUUGAACAAACAAUGAUCAGGCAGAUAAGGUGUAAAAUCACCCGUCUUCUUUCAAUGGGAAACAUGUCUUUUCAUCGUGGGGAGAAUGUUGUCUCUUUUGCUUCUAUUCCUUAUUCCCUGAGUUAACUCGUUUCAUUUCUUGAUGGGUCCAUUUCUGUUAACUUAAAAUCUGUGCAUGUGGGUGCUCUGUUUCUGAAAAAGCCACUUUCUUUCUUUGUUUAUAUAUAUACACAUACACACACCAUAUGAGAUAAAAGAUCCUCUUAUGAUCCCACAUUGAAGUGCCUAAAAUCUCGUGCGACCAAAAAAGGUAAAGAAUCAUGGGUUUUGUCUCUUGAUUCUUAAUUUCAAGUGGCUGCUGAUUAUACCUUUGAUUUUGUUGUUAAAAAUACAUUUUUUACGCAUUUCAACUUAUACCCAUAUACUGAUAAAUGUUAACCUGAACAAAAGUGGUAAAGAUUCAUGGGUUUUGUUUCUUGAUUCUUGAUUUCAAGUGGGUGGUGAUUACACCUUUGAUUUUGUUGCUAAAAAUAUGUUUUUUUUACUUAUUUCAACUGAUACCCAUAUGCUGUUUGUCUACUGAUAACUAAGUUGCAAUUUGAUUUCUUUAAUGUUAUAACCUGAACAAAAAAAGGUAAAGAAUCAUGGGUUUUGUUUCUUGAUUCUUGAUUUCAAGUGGGUAGUGAUUAUAACUGUUAUUUUGUUGUUAAAAAUAUGUUUUUUAGUUAUUUGAACUGAUACCCAGAUGCUGUUUGUCUACUGAUAACUAAGUUGCAGUUUGAUUUCUUUAAUAAUGUUAACCUGAAAGUUGAAACUUUUUAAAUUCUAAAUUUGGUUGAGUCUGAUUUGAGCUUGUGGGGUGUCUUUGUUUCUCUCUCUACUGGUGUGUUGUAGAGAGAGAAGGAAUAAAUUAGUGUGGAGGAGUGUGUGUUACUGUUGGUUUUGUCUCCUGUGCUGACCGGACUCCGUGGGAUUUGCCGCUUAACCAGGUUACACCGUCUCUAUUCCUCUUCAUCUACAAGUUAUUAGCAUCAUUUGCUUCUCUUUCUCUCUCUCUCUCUCUCUAGACUUUUAUCUCUCUCACAUAGUGGUGUCAAGAUUCUCUUUGAACAAGUAUAAAUUCAUAACCUUUUCUGCAUAUUUAUUUCUUUUUCUUUCCUUGAAGCAAACCCCAUAAUCUUUUCAUCAUACCCUUAAGUUUAAAGUUAGUUUUGUAUCAAUCUUUAGGGCUUUGGGAUGCACUAAUAAGGUUGAUUAGAUUAACUAGGAGUUUAGAAGGUGUUGAAGAUGAAGUUCAUGAAACUUGGAUCCAAACCUGAUACAUUCAAGACUGAUGGCAACAAUGUCUGGUUUGUACCAUCUGAUUUGGCAGCUGACGUCAUCAUCAAUGUAGGAGAUUCAAAGUUCUAUCUACACAAGUUCCCGCUUUUAUCUAAAAGUGGUCGGUUACAGAAGUUGGUUGGAAGCGCAGACGAAGAGAUCGACAUUCAUGAAAUCCCGGGUGGUUCAUCAGCGUUUGAGAUAUGUGCCAAGUUCUGUUACGGUAUGACAGUAACCUUAAACGCGCACAAUGUUGUCUCUGUAUACUGUGCUGCAGAUUAUCUUGAAAUGCACGAAACCGUCGAUAAAGGAAAUCUUGUUUACAAACUCAGCGUGUUUAUGAACUCGAGUAUCUUCAGAAGCUGGAAAGAUUCGAUUAUUGUUCUUCAAACUACCAGAUACAUGUCGUCGUCGUCAUCCGAAGCACCAAAGCUAGUCAAUCUUUGCAUAAACUCUAUAGCUUCAAAAGCCUCGGUUGAUGUCUCGAAAGUUGACUGGUCGUAUACUUACAAUCGUGGAAAGCUUCCGGAAGAAAUAGAACCCGUAGUAAGUGAGUUAAAUAACGGGAUUAGAAGCCGAAUGGUUCCAAAAGAUUGGUGGGUUGAGGAUUUAGCUGAGCUGGAAAUGGGUUUAUACAAACAAGUUCUUGUGAGUAUUAAAAGUAAAGGUUUGGUAGGUAAUGAGGUUAUCGGUGAAGCUUUAAAGGCGUUCGCUUUACGAAGAUUGCCUGGUUUUAAGAGAAGUAUUGUACACAGUGGUGAUGUUUCGAAAGCUAGAUCUGUAGUCGACAUUAUUGCGCGAUUGUUGCCGUUGGAGAAAGGUUGCGUUUCGUGUGAUUUCUUGCUAAAGUUGUUGAAAAUGGCGGUUUUGGUGGACUCGGGAGAAACGGUGAGAAGGGAGUUGGUCAAACGAAUCAGUCAACAAUUGGAAGAGGCUACGGUGCAAGAUCUUUUGAUUCGAGUUAACAAAGGUGAUGGUGAGCCAGAGCGUUUGAUGUAUGAUGUCGAUAUAGUUCGUGAGAUAGUGAAGGAGUUUGUAGAUCAAGAUCAGAUCAGUGAGUUUGGAGAUGAAGAUCGUGAGAUUCAAGAAACAGGAAGAACCGGUGGAGGGAUUUUAUCGGAAGCUUCGAAGUUAAUGGUGGCUAAAUUGGUUGAUGGUUACUUAACUGAAAUAUCCAAAGAUCCAAAUCUACCUUUAGGAAUGUUUGUCGAUCUUGCGGAGAUGGUGUCGGGUUUCCCUCGACCCUCUCACGAUGGGCUGUAUCGCGCCAUUGAUAUGUAUCUUAAGGCACAUCUCGCGAUUACCAAGAGUGAAAGAAAGAGAAUAUGCAGACUUAUGGACUGCAAGAAGCUAUCGGUGGAUGCAUGCGCACACGCGGUUCAAAACGAGCGGCUUCCUAUGCGCGUUGUGGUGCAAGUUCUCUUCUUUGAGCAAGCCAGAGCCGCCACUUCUUCCGGCAGCAGCACUCCUGAUCUUCCCAAAUCAAUCAAAGCUCUAAACGUCUCUAACGGAAAACCUGCAACGGGUCCUGAAGAUGAGUGGGAUGGUGUUGCGACAGUCGAGGAACUCAAGGCGUUGAAGGAGGAAUUGGCGGCUUUGAGAAUGCAGAAUCCCGGUCCGAAGAGCACUGUGUCGGAUAAGGCUUCGGUUCCUAGAGUCAAAGGGCUACUUUCUACUAAGAAAAUAUUCUCGAAGAUUUGGUCGAGUAAAGGUGGCACUAGAGAGAACAGUGGUUCAGAUUCAUCCGAGAGUCUCGGUUCUGCUCAUCCUGACGAAGGCAAGUCAACCCCGUCACGAAAAGGAAGAUAUUCGGUCUCUUAAACGUUUCAUCAAACGAAUGCGUGCCUUCUAUAGUUCUAAGCAGAAAGAAGAAUAAGAAGUUCAUUAUUAUCAAAUUAUGUAAUCAAUUAGGCAUAUGAUGAAUGAUCCUUUAAAUCAUAAUCAAAUCUUAAUCAUGUGAUCUGCUGGUUUAAAACUUAUUCUUUCUA